GUUUAGAAAACUAUUUGACAUUUAAGGGAAGGGAAGGAAAGGAAAAUUUAGAAAAGAGCAUAGGACGAAUAAAGGUUCGAAAAAAGAAAUACAGUUGCUUUGGCGGAAAAUGGCAAAAACUUAUGAUUAUCUUUUUAAAUUACUUCUUAUUGGUGAUUCAGGUGUAGGCAAAACUUGUGUUUUAUUCCGAUUUUCUGAAGAUGCUUAUAACACUACCUUUAUUUCAACUAUAGGUAUUGAUUUUAAAAUUCGUACAAUAGAACUUGAUGGGAAAAAAAUCAAGCUACAAAUAUGGGAUACAGCUGGACAAGAAAGAUUCCGAACCAUAACAACAGCUUAUUAUCGUGGAGCUAUGGGAAUUAUGUUAGUAUAUGACAUUACAAAUGAAAAAAGUUUCGAGAAUAUUAAAAAUUGGAUAAGAAAUAUUGAGGAAAAUGCAUCUGCAGAUGUUGAGAAAAUGCUACUUGGAAAUAAGUGUGAACUUGAAGAAAAGAGACAAGUUUCUAAAGAACGUGGAGAGCAGUUAGCAGUAGAAUAUGGAAUCAAAUUCAUAGAAACUAGUGCUAAAGCUAGUAUAAGAGUUGAAGAAGCUUUUUACACGUUAGCUAGGGACAUAAAAGCUAAAAUGGAAAAGAAAUUGAAGGAGGCAAGUAAUCCACCAAAAGGCGGGCAUCAACUCAGAGCAACGGAGCCACAACGAAAGCCCACUAAUUGGCUCUCACGAUGCACCUUAUUGUGACCAUUUAGAAUGUUCGAAGGAGAAUAUUUCUUCCAAUGUUCCACAUCUACAGUUUCAUCAUUUGCAUAAAACCGAAAUAUUUUUUCAAAAAAUGAAAAAAAAGUCAUCAUCAGAACUCUAAAAUGAUAAUUUAUUAGUUUAAGAUCGGAUUGUGUGUUUUUCGCAGAGUUUAAGGUACAUUAGAAUUCCAGUAAAUAAUUUAUCUGUCAUCAAAUGGAAAGAUAUUGGUGUUUAACAUCUUUUGGAGUGCAAUUUAAAUUUUCUAGUUCUUUUUGAAACAUGCCUAUUUAUAUUGGAAGUUUGAAAAAAUGUCUGCAAAAUAUUUGAAAUAUAUUAUACUAUACCAGAUUUUUAUAAGUUGGUUGUGCAAACAUUUGUUGUCAUAAUUUACUGUACUCUAAUAUUUGAAAUUCUUAUGUAAAGAAAGUGGUAUGCCAAUUUGAAUAUAUAUGAUAAUUUAAUGUGAUUUGAGAAUCGAUAAAAGAGCACAACCUAUACUUAAAUUUCCUGUCUCAGAUGAACUCAAUUUGAUUACCUCAAAAUUAAAAAUGUCUAGUUGGAGGAAUGAACGCCUAUUGUUCUUGUAACUGAAAAAAAAUUGAAAUGGUAGUAGAAUGCUUGUGAUCUGUAACAGGAUAUAUUUCAGUAUAAAUUGUGCUUUGCUUUCUAUGAAGUAGAUAAUACAAACAUAUUUAUAUUCUGUGUGCACAUUAUUUGACACUCAUUUUAACUCCUAUUUAGAAAAUAAUCAAAGGAAGGCUCGGUGAAAAUCAUUAGGAUUAAUUUUCAAAGGUGGUCUUCUAGUUAUAAGCAAUUAUUGUUGAAAAAAAAUUGAUUAUAUAUCCAAAAAAUUUUUAUUCAAUAGAUUUGGUCCUGAUUUCAUGAAAAUUCAUUAUAUAUGAACUGAAACAGAUUAAUUUCUACAAAUAUGAAUAUAUUUGUGAAAAUUAAUUUGUUUCAUUUCAAUUAUAUUCAAAAUUAUUUUUGUUCAUAUCUAGUGGAAAUGUCUGAUAUUAAGUUACAUAAUUUUUAUACAUGAAGCUUUAUUUAUGAAUUCAACCAUCUUUAGUUAGAGUUCAACUAGCUGACUGGAUAGUUUUAGUAUGACAAAAUUGUAUUCGACCCAACAGAGUAAUAGUUUUUAUACAUUUUUAUAAAUUUCAUGCUUUUGGACAUCAAAAUUGACAGCACAUAAAUAUGUAUCAGAAUUUAAGUUGGUCAGCUUUUUGUAAAUAAAAAUAUUUAAUUUUAAAAAUUUUCUUCUAUUUUCCUAUAGGUUCAGUGCUAGAAUAAUUGUUUUUCAGGAGAAAAAAUAUUACAUGUGAAAACAUUUUAUUGAAAUGAUGAAUAAAAGAUAUCAUAAAAUCAACAGAAAAUGCUCACAUAAGAAACAAGGUGAUAUUCAAAAGUUAAAACAUAUAUAUAUUACAAUCAAAAAUAAAAAAUGAUUUGUUUUCGUUCAUACUAGACCCAUUUCAUGUAGUUCGUUCUUCAUUUUCUCCAAAUUUCCCUCCCAUAUGGCUUCUAAAGGUUCACGGGUUGGUCCUAGGGGAAGUUUAGAAACAAUACACAUUGCAGCUUUUAGAGCAGGAACCGUAUCACC
Molecule: messenger RNA, 2342 nt
Organism: Harmonia axyridis
Lineage: Eukaryota; Metazoa; Arthropoda; Insecta; Coleoptera; Coccinellidae
Gene: Rab8
Product: ras-related protein Rab-8A
Exons: 5
Coding region: 110-739 (209 amino acids)
Biological process (GO): protein secretion; Golgi vesicle fusion to target membrane; protein localization to plasma membrane
Cellular component (GO): synaptic vesicle; trans-Golgi network transport vesicle; plasma membrane
Molecular function (GO): GTP binding; GTPase activity
Source: RefSeq, a predicted model, not a curated record